GAGAGACAGAGAGAGAAACCCCAUACGUUCACGUUUCCGAUUCCCAAAGAGAUACACAACUGUGGAAAGUAACCCAUUGUGUAUGCCACUGCGUCACUUUUAGUUGCUCUCCCGAUCCUCUUCUCUUCUGGACUCUUAUUAUCAUACGCAGCUCCUAAAUUCAUGGAUGCCUCGACCUCCUCGAUCUUCUAGCCGUUCUUUUCAUUUCUCCAAUACCCAAUUUUUCAUUCUUUAAGAUGGGCGCUGAUCUGGAGUCCCUGUCAGAGGCCACUUCAGGGGCCAUUGGAGCUCUGGUUAGCACCACCAUCUUGUACCCUCUUGAUACUUGUAAGACCAAAUAUCAAGCUGAAGUUCGAGAUCACCAUAAGCAGAAGUACAGGAACAUUUCUGAUGUUUUAUGGGAAGCAAUUGCUACCCGGCAGGUGCUUUCACUGUACCAGGGGCUUGGGACAAAGAACCUGCAGUCCUUUAUUUCACAGUUUGUUUACUUCUAUGGAUACAGCUUCUUCAAAAGGCUGUACCUGGAGAAGAGUGGAAACAAAACCAUUGGAACAAAAGCAAACUUGAUUAUUGCUGCUGCUGCCGGGGCUUGUACAGUCUUAGUGACACAGCCCUUGGAUACAGCAUCCUCAAGGAUGCAGACGAGUGAGUUUGGGAAAUCCAAAGGACUUUGGAAGACUCUGUCGGAGGGCACUUGGGGUGAGGCAUUUGAUGGUCUUGGCAUAUCUCUUCUUUUGACAUCAAACCCAUCUAUCCAGUACACCGUAUUUGAUCAGCUGAAACAGAGACUACUGAAUCGGAAGCUGAGCCAAAAAACAGGUACAGAGUCGUCCCCGGAAGCUCUUUCUGCUUUUUCUGCUUUCGUGUUGGGUGCAGUUUCAAAGUGUGUCGCUACCUGCUUGACUUACCCAGCUAUCAGGUGCAAGGUCAUGAUUCAGGCUGCAGAAUCAGAUGAAAAUGGGAGCCAAGAAGCUGAGCAAAAAGCCCAGAAGACAGUUUCAGGUGCACUCUACGCCAUUUGGAAAAGAGAAGGCCUACUGGGUUUCUUCAAAGGUUUACAUGCCCAGAUACUGAAGACUGUGCUAAGCUCGGCAUUGCUUUUGAUGAUAAAGGAGAAGAUCACGAAGACAACAUGGGUCCUAAUGCUUGCACUGAAAAGGUAUCUGUUUAUCACUCACAACAGACUAAAGAAGAGCACCUGAAUUAGUGAUGAGAGUGAGACACACAUGCAUGGAAACCUCACAGAUGAAGAGACUAGUGAAUUUCUCCAAGGUGGUGGCCGGAAUAAUGUGGCAGCAUCCAAUAAACAUUUGUGGAUGUCAAGAAGGAAAAUACAUAUAUGUAGAACAGGGGAUUUUUUUUUCUUCGAAUAUCCCACUCAAUAAAUAUUAUCAAGUUUUUCUUUUUUUGG
Corylus avellana is the source of this 1411-nucleotide messenger RNA. Its product is annotated as peroxisomal adenine nucleotide carrier 1. Gene Ontology annotation, molecular function: ADP transmembrane transporter activity; ATP transmembrane transporter activity. The record is from RefSeq and is a predicted model, not a curated record. Gene Ontology annotation, cellular component: peroxisomal membrane. Gene Ontology annotation, biological process: transmembrane transport; ADP transport; ATP transport. NCBI's taxonomy places the organism in Eukaryota, Viridiplantae, Streptophyta, Magnoliopsida, Fagales, Betulaceae.